This is a messenger RNA of Sporothrix schenckii 1099-18, 240 nucleotides long. RefSeq lists its product as uncharacterized. The record is from RefSeq and is a predicted model, not a curated record. The coding region runs from base 1 to 240 and encodes 79 amino acids. Lineage: Eukaryota; Fungi; Ascomycota; Sordariomycetes; Ophiostomatales; Ophiostomataceae. The transcript has a single exon.
AUGGAGGGACGACGGAGGAGGGGCAAACCCAGAGGGCCGGGAGCACAACUAUCGACGGUUGAAGAAGAAAAAUUAGCGUCCAGUGCUUUGUUCUGCACGGCCAUCCGCUGCACCGGCAACACGGGCGGCCGUCAGAUCACCGUCGUGUACCGUCGCAGAUUUGUACCUGAAGAAAACGGCGCCGGUGGGAGGCGAAGAAAGAAAAAUGUGCGGGAGAAGGUUUCGACAAAACGGGAAUAG